This is a messenger RNA of Hymenoscyphus albidus, 1644 nucleotides long. NCBI's taxonomy places the organism in Eukaryota, Fungi, Ascomycota, Leotiomycetes, Helotiales, Helotiaceae. The record is from the annotation of a GenBank genome assembly.
GGUAUUUCUAGCAGAAUAUCUUAUUGGUGUGUACAGUACGCGGACCAAUCGUGGGUUUUCUGACAGGCGUCAAAUAUCACGUUUUUCAGCUGAGUCCACGAGACCUCCUGAACGUUACCCGCCUAAAUAUCUUCAGCACUUUCACCGCAAAAGAAGCCAGAUUCAAAAGCGCACAAGUAUGGAUUAUUCAUGGCGGCUUUUCCAAAGGUCAUGGACAUUCGUUCUUUCUCCCUUUGGUCUCGACCGUUUCUUCACCUUCUUGAAAGGGCGGAAGUUGACAUUCGGAUUUUGGGUCAAGUACUCUACUGAUCGUGUCAUACUUCCUCCUUCUGGUGGCUCGUAUGUAAGUCUCGAUCAAAUAAUUUACAUAAUACCUGUCCUGACGGGCCUAGGAGAGACAGCUAGUUUACGAGCCAUUGGAGCAUCGAGAUAGCAUUCGUCUCCUGGUCCUAUUCAAAGGGAAACCGAUGGAUCCAAUACGGGGAGAACUCAUUCAAGGUCGUAUAAAUGAUCAUCCAGAAUUCAGUGCCUUAUCAUAUUGCUGGGGCGACACAUUAAUUUCUUCAACUAUCCAUUUGGAACAAGGGGGCGUCCAAGUCACAGAGAACGGUUUAUUAGCCCUUCAACAAUUACGGUCAACUGAUAAGAAUACCAUUCAUUGGAUAGAUCAGAUUUGUAUCAACCAAAUUGAUUUGCAAGAGAAGAUCAACCAGAUUCGGCAUAUGCAAGAGACCUACAGGCAAGCUGAAAUGGUAAAUAUCUGGCUAGGACCAUCAACUUCUAACAGCGCUUUGGGAAUUGAAUUAUUUCGAGACUUUGCUACUCAUGACCUCAAGUCGCAUUCGAAAUCGGUAUGGCAGCUGCACUCUCCUAAUCAAGUCAUCGUUGCAAUCGAAGAUAUUCUUUCUCGGUCCUGGUUUGAACGCAUUUGGGUUGUCCAAGAAGUAGUAGCCGCUAACAAAACCACAAUGCUAUGCGGUCAAUAUCACUUUUCCUGGAUACCAAGCGACAUCUCUCAACUCCGACGUUUUCAACGUGGCAUCAAAUUCGCAGAGAUCUCACCGGAAUGGGAACAACUUGGUUUGAAAGUAAUAGACAUGCGUUUGUUUCUCGAUCUUUUGGCUCUACAACUGAAAGAACAACGGAAGAAAGCGCGGAUUGAAUACAGAGUGCCAUCAGACCUUCUCGAUGUCAUGCAUGAGCUACGCUACAAGAAGUCAUCUGAUCGAAGGGACAUGAUAUUUGCUCUGAUGGGCUUAGCGGAUACAGAGAUCAUGCCUGACUAUGGCAGAACUGUCGAAGAGUCCUUUCAAUCUCUGAAGGAGCCGAUGGACUUAUCCGAUGAUACAAGGAAUCGCUGUAGGCCCAGUCCAUGCUUAAAACUCGUAUUUCGCUGACAUGAACUUCAUAGCCUUGCUAACUUGAGUAGCUAUGUGAUCUGAGAACGAAUACUUGGAAUUGAUAUGCUUUACUAUUAUUGCAAUUACAAUUUUUAACGCGGUCCGAAAGAAUCAUGGAGGCGGACUGGAGUUACUCUUAAUUGUAGGAGGACAUAAAUUGUCUUGUUGGCUUUCCUUCUUGAACGAUUCUGCAGUACGCCUUACCGAAAACACUGGUAAGUUGGAUGCUUGAAAUAGAUGGCGA